UUCGAAAAUCGACCCCUAGUUUUCAAGUUGAACUUUUCCGGGUUACGUAGAUACAUGGCGAUAUUUAUUGAAGAAAAGUUACAGUUAUUUAUUACAUGAUUUCUGCGAUAUAUUCGGCGAAAUCAUGAUUGAUGGAUCGAUUUUGGUGAGUUUUCUUUUACGUUGUUCGAAUUUGUGUGAUUUUAUUAGAGUAAUUAGAGCGUAUUAUUGAUGGAUGCUGAAAAUGUGAUCGACUGAUCAGAAAGAUACCUAUAUCUCUGGGUUCUCUGCACAAGCGCAGUACUUGAUUCGUCGGUGUGGUUUGCGAUUCCAGAAAUUUUAUGUGUCGGCUGUACCGAAAACGAUCCACAUCGAAAAUGCUCCUCUCUCUACUCCUAAUCGCCUGGAUGACGGUAGGAUCAAUGGGAAUCUCCCAAGUCGAAUACGAAACUCGAGCUAAAAUCUUGAUCAAACAAGCCGGCGGAGAAGACCGAGUCAUCUACCUGGGAUCACCACCUUCGUACGAAGAAUUAGUCAAAAGAAGCACCGCCAUAAUGGAUAAAUCAGGAUUAGUAAAACGAUACAUAAUCGAACCAAAACUGCUACUGGUCACCGCGCCUCCAAAAUGGGGCAAAUCGACCAACUUAGACAUGCUGAGGUUCUUCCUGGAAUCCGAACAUUUGGGCCGAAAUUUACCUAAAGACAAAACCGCUCUGCACGAUCGAGAUCACCAGUUCAAAGAUCGUAUGCGAGGAGUAGCGUUCGAGUUCUUUAAACGAGGCACAAUCUACGAUCACUUUUGGAAAAAAUUACACAAAUACGAGCAGCCUCCGGCGAUCGCUUCUUCGAACGAUAUGCUUAACAAGUAUUGCGGUAAAUUUCCGGUCAUCUACGUGAAUUUCACGAGUGCCAACUGGACCGGUAAUGAUUUCCAAUCGAUGAUUAAUGAUUUAAAGAUUGUUCUCAGUCAAACGUUUAAAAAACACGAGUACGCGUUGACAAAGCUGGAGAAGACCGUGGUUGGGAAAAGUUUAACGGUGAAUCAGCAGAAAGUACUUAGACGUAAUAUUGGCACGUUGCAGAGGUUCAUGAAAGGCGAAGAAAAUUCCCCAGUUGAAUUACAGUGCAGUCUGCAGUUCUUAUCUAUUACUUUACGUAAUCAUUACUUGAAAUACGUUCAUAUAUUGAUCGACGAUUACGAUCUAGUGUACAGAAAAUACGUGCUGGAGAAUAAUUGCAGUAAACUAGAAGCUGAUAAGAUCGACACCUUUUUCAGGACGUUUUUCAAGGAAACAUUCGUAUCGAAUCCGUUCCUGGAGAAAGCAUUCGUAACUGGGUUAUUACGUUUGAGGAUCGCCGAAGAUUUCAAACACAUUAACGGACCAUUCCAUCAGUAUUUCGGGUUCACCAAGAAUGAAAUCAGUAGAUUAUUCUACGUUCUGAAUAUAACCUACGAUCUGGGCCAAAAUGCUCGUAAAUGGUACGGUAAUUACCACACGUACGAAAGACUCGAGCCUACUGUGUACAAUCCUUGGUCCAUUGCCCACUUCAGUAACUCGAAAGAAGUCAAGAAUUACAUUCAUACCGCCACAAAUACAACCUUCUUCAAGAAAAUGCUGAAAAAUCACAACGUCAGCUGUUUAUUCGAGAGAUUCCUUUAUAACAGAAAUGUACCUUUAUGGAUGGAGGAAGUGCAAUUUGAUUCGAAUAUAUUAAUCAAAUUACAAUCUUUGUUAACUGGCGAAUUCCCGGAUGAAACCCAAGACGAUACAAGAUACGUGCUGCAUUACAUGCUCGCUUUGGGAUACCUAAUAAUGGAUAUGGAUUACGAAACUAAAAGAACUAUCAAACCUUUCGCUUCGGUCAAUGUGAGAAUCCCAAACUUGGAAGUAUUCGAACAAAUAGCCGAUCUAGUAUUUGAUUCUUACACCGAUGGUUGGAAUGAAACUGCCACAGAUACUUUAGAACAAGCUUCAGCCGAAUUAUCAAAAAUUAUCGGCGAUACAGAAAAUGAAAUUGAUACGAGUUCAUUGGCAGCUUUGCUAAGUCGUCUGUUCCAAUUUAUGGUUAAUAACGAGGAAGAUCUCGAGGCAGAUUUUGGCUUGGUUAUGCAAAAGCAGCCUUAUCUGGUGCACAGGAUUAUGUUCAUGGUGGCCUUCAAUGCUAGAGCUAUUGGAAAUUAUGAACUGGAAGGUAAAACUAGCUUCGCUAGGACUGCUCCGGCUGAUAAGCUUAGACCUGAUUUUGGAUUUUAUCAUGGAACAAGAGCCACGAUUAUUGAAACGACUAAUGGAAGUAAUUGCACUCUGGAAUCUUUUGCGUAUAUGAACUCGACGUUGAGAUUCAACGAGAAGUUUUUCAAAGCACGUGUUAUACCUAUUCAGAGUGUUAGGUGGAUUGAUAUUCGUGUUUAUCCUAAUGGCAGUGUUACUAUUGAUCAGAAACAGAAUGCUAGGAAUAUAACCUCAUCGUAGUGGAUAUUUUUAAGUUCCAAGUGGAAGGGACGGGUCGAAAGGGUGGAAAUUGUAUUGAGGUUUUUGGUGAGAAAUGUAGAUAGGUAGGUAGGUGUUUAUUCGAGAUGUUAGGUAAAAUGGGGCUGAUUCUUGGAAGUGUUGGAAGUAGAAUGAAGGCAAGAUUUGAUUUUUCAAGUAUUAUACUAUUGUAAAUUAUGUUUUUUAAACUUUUUUUUUCAUGUUCGAGAUAAGGAAUAUUUUUUUUAGUGAAAAUAUACAAACUACCUCGUG
Molecule: messenger RNA, 2723 nt
Organism: Planococcus citri (citrus mealybug)
Lineage: Eukaryota; Metazoa; Arthropoda; Insecta; Hemiptera; Pseudococcidae
Exons: 2
Coding region: 321-2453 (710 amino acids)
Source: RefSeq, a predicted model, not a curated record